AUGCCUGUCUCAGACAACACUCGCUUCGUGAAGCUCCGCCGCCCAGCCGUCUUCAAGGCCAAGGCGGAAGAAGUCGAGAAGAAGCCCACCCCGCGUGAGCUGGCCGCCGCAGAGGCGGAGAUGAAUGAGUUGAUCGAGAAAUAUGUCCGCGAGGCCUCUGUUCCGAUCAUGAAGUUCGAGUCGGAUGAGGAGUGA
Molecule: messenger RNA, 195 nt
Organism: Ramularia collo-cygni
Lineage: Eukaryota; Fungi; Ascomycota; Dothideomycetes; Mycosphaerellales; Mycosphaerellaceae
Exons: 2
Coding region: 1-195 (64 amino acids)
Source: RefSeq, a predicted model, not a curated record